ACACAAUUAUCAGGAACGGCCAAAGGUCGCAUCCCAUACAUGUCAGUACACAUUCUUUAUUCUAAAGCACAAGCAUUUACAUCAGUUCUCGUGUGAAAUAUUACAAAAAUGUGGAAAAUAAUCCUCUUUUGCACUUUCUUGAGUGUCAGUCAAGCAAACAUCAGGAACAUCUAUGGGGACUGGACAAUGGUGGCAUUUUACCCAGUCGCCUCACACCAGCCUACCUGCAUUCGUUUCUCGUUCACUAAGAGUCCUGUGAGCAUCAAAUGCUCUUACGCCGAUGGAAGGAGAGCGAUUCCCGUGCAAGUGUCAAUGACCUCGGAGAAAGGGGAAAUAUUGGAGCGGUAUUCCAUGCCGAUGAGAGUUGUGGAGACUCCCGAAGAAGUGAUGCCAGGAUUAGAGAUGGGAUGCAAGUGUGGUAAUGAGGAAGUCAAUGAUCAUGCAGUAGUAAGAAUUAUUAAUGAGAACUACUUCAUAAUGUUCCACUACAUUACUAAAGAGUCUUCUAGAACGGAGACAGAACCGAACGCUGCUUACGUGUUUGCGAAGAAUGUGGAGCCACAAAGGAAACUGGCGAAGUUCACGUCUAAUGUUGAUGACUUGAAGGGCAGGAAAGGAGCCAUGAUGUGUUAUACGGAAAAUUUUAAUGGCUUCGGUGAUGAAAAUGAAAUCUAGUGAUUUAUUUGUUGAAUAAGUGAAAAUGCUUCAAGCAGUGUGAUAAUCAGAAACGCUAGUGCUUAGUUCUCCUAAUAGAUGUCACUACUGUUACUGUCACACAGUAUGUAAGAAUCUGUGUAACUAAAUUGUAUACAAUAAAAAAACAUGGAAAGUGUAAUAUAUUUCCAAAAAAGGUCCGAUUUUUUUUAAUAGAAAUUAUUAAGUCCGCUAUUGCAAUGUUUGUGUGUAUAGUUUAUGUGUAUAAAUAAAAUAUUUGUUAUGUAACCAAUAUGUGAUUAAUGAACAUUAUUUUAACUUCUUUCUUCUUAUGACGGAGUACACAUCCCAUAUAAAUAUUUCUAUUGCAAUAUGUCCAUCCAAAGGUUGUCUGGUAGAAAUCACUAUCAGUGAUAAGACUAUAAUGUGGUUUCAUGUUGAAACUAAUGUUCUAAUGUAUACACAUGAAUGAAAUAAAUGAUUUGAGUUUGAGCUUUUGUGCACAUUAUUAAAUUAUUGUUUAUAUGUUUUUUUCUUAAUAGUGUACAAUAAACACUAAUCUAUCUAUCUGUCAUGUUAAAUACAUAUGUAAGUAGUUCAUUCAAUAUGUGUAUAUUAUUCGUUAAUAAUUUUUACGUAUAUUUAUACAGACAGAGUACAUAUAAUUUAUGUAGACGUUUCUCAGUAGCAAAACAUGUUUAUAAAGUCAACUUUUGCUACUAUCUAGGUUACUAGAGAUAGAAAUAAAAUAUAAUAAGUAUAUGACCUAUUUUAUAUGGACCUGAUAUCAAAAUUCUUGAGCUCAUGUUAUAAUUAUAUCUUCUGUAAUCAAAACUUCCGUAAGAUGUUUACAACUGACAGAGAUUGGUUGUCAGUCAGUAAAAUAAUUGUACAUCAUUAAAUUAUAUAUUUUUCCUGUU
Molecule: messenger RNA, 1574 nt
Organism: Spodoptera frugiperda (fall armyworm)
Lineage: Eukaryota; Metazoa; Arthropoda; Insecta; Lepidoptera; Noctuidae
Exons: 1
Coding region: 109-675 (188 amino acids)
Source: RefSeq, a predicted model, not a curated record